AUGUCCUCAACACCAUCCCUACCGAAUUUCGUCGUCUGGGCGCCCGACUACACCGACGAGGGUGCUCUCGAACGAAGACUAGCAGUAAGACCUGCCCACCUCGAGAACGCCAAGAAACUCAUCAAUCAAGGCAUUAUACGGGUCGGCGGAGGGCUCUUGACGCCCGAAUCCGUCGAUGCAGCUGCAGCAGACAUGAAGUUCGUCGGAUCGUGCUUGAUCUACGAGGGCAAAACCAUCGAUGCCGUGCGCAAGAUCGUGGAGGAAGAUCUUUAUUAUACAGCUGAUGUGUGGGACAAGGAGAAAAUCGUUAUUCUCCCCAUCGCAUUGGCAACGGGCCUUCCGCCUGUGCCUUCUUGA
Messenger RNA from Suillus plorans, 357 nucleotides. RefSeq lists its product as uncharacterized. Bases 1 to 357 code for a protein of 118 amino acids. The record is from RefSeq and is a predicted model, not a curated record. The transcript has 3 exons. NCBI's taxonomy places the organism in Eukaryota, Fungi, Basidiomycota, Agaricomycetes, Boletales, Suillaceae.